Messenger RNA from Eimeria necatrix, 783 nucleotides. RefSeq names its product succinyl-CoA ligase alpha subunit, putative. The transcript has 5 exons. Gene Ontology annotation, biological process: tricarboxylic acid cycle. The record is from RefSeq and is a predicted model, not a curated record. Gene Ontology annotation, molecular function: succinate-CoA ligase (ADP-forming) activity; succinate-CoA ligase (GDP-forming) activity. NCBI's taxonomy places the organism in Eukaryota, Apicomplexa, Conoidasida, Eucoccidiorida, Eimeriidae. Gene Ontology annotation, cellular component: mitochondrion; succinate-CoA ligase complex (ADP-forming). The coding region runs from base 1 to 783 and encodes 260 amino acids.
AUGGCGCUCUCCACCGCCUUGCUCUUUCCGCUCUCCAGGAACGCCAGGACGCAGCAGCAGCAGCAGCAGCAGCAGCAGCAGCAGCAGCGGCGGCAGCAGCGGUACACCCGAGCAUCUCCACCUGUUCCUUCCCCCAGCCGCUCCGCUCCACUCCCCCAUAGCGCAGCAAGCAGCAGCAGCAGCAGCAGCAGCAGCAGCAGCAGCAACAACAACAAAAACAGCAACGACAGCAGCAGCAGCAGCAGCAGCAGCGCGCAUGCGUUUUCUUCCACUGCGCGCGUCUUCGUUGACCGCAACACCAAAGUGAUCUGCCAGGGCUUAACGGGCCACCAGGGGAGUUUCCACAGCGAACAGGCGCUGCUCUACGGCACGCAGCUGGUGGGGGGGGUAAACCCUUCAAAGGGGGGCAGCACUUGGAGAAGUUCUUGUGGGAGGUUUGAACUCCCCGUCUUCAGUUCCGUGCAGGAAGCGAAGGAAGCAACUGGCUGCGACGCUUCUAUGAUAUUUGUGCCUCCUGCGAGAGCAGCAGCAGCAAUUAAGGAAUGCAUCGAAGCAAAGUUGCAGCUGGCAGUUUGCAUAACUGAGGGCAUUCCGCUGCACGACAUGGCCCGCAUCAAGCUGCUGCUGCAGCAGCAGCAGCAGCAGCAGCAGCAGCAGCAGCAGCAGCAAGUCACUCGCCUCAUUGGCCCCAACUGCCCCGGCAUUAUCAAACCUGGGGAAUGCAAAAUUGGAAUUAUGCCCGGCUAUAUUCACAUGAAGGGUUGUGUUGGUGAGACUUUUUAA